This is a messenger RNA of Danio aesculapii, 2791 nucleotides long. It is a transcript of the gene c7h11orf68, whose product is annotated as chromosome 7 C11orf68 homolog. The transcript is spliced from 3 exons. Bases 970 to 1719 code for a protein of 249 amino acids. Lineage: Eukaryota; Metazoa; Chordata; Actinopteri; Cypriniformes; Danionidae. The record is from RefSeq and is a predicted model, not a curated record.
CAUUCCUUGUAAAGUGUCCUUGAGCUCUGGAAAGACGCCAUAUAAAUAAAAAUUAUUAUCAUCUACCUGUGCGAGUUGCAUCACUUCACUCCCAUUGAUGAAUUCUCUCGUGGGGCAUAGUAAGAUAGCGUAGCAUGCAUCGGAUGUGCACUUCAGAAUCUCACCGGAGGUAGUAGUUCACACUGAACUGAACUUCAACUUUGAGAUCUGGACUUUACUAGAACUUCUAUGUGAAGCGGCUUUGACACAAUCUCCAUUGUAAAAGCGCUAUAGAAAUAAAGGUGUCGGCGCCAACAGCCUAUUGGUUAGUGCGUCAACACAUAGCACUGAGGUGCUCGCGGUGACCCGAGUUCGAUUCCCGGCUCGAGGUCCUUUGAUGAUCCUUCUCCUAUCUCUGCUCCCCAGACUUUCCUGUCUCUAAUCUCCACUGUCCUAUCAGUAAAGGUGAAACCCCCUAAAAACACAAUUACAAAAAAGAAAUGAAGGUGAAUUGAAUAGUCGGUCAUCCGGGUACUUCUUGCGCACUGUUUUUCAAAUUCUGUUAAAUCAGACAUACUACUCCACUCGCAUACUGUUUUUAGUGUACUAUAUAGUAUGGAAGUAUGCGAUUUCAGACGCAGCCCUAGUAUGUAUCUUAUACACAGGUGUCGAACUCUGCACAGUUUAGUUCCAGGCCUAAUUUAACACACCUGAUCAAACUGAUUGAGUCCUUCAGGUGUGUGUUGAAGCAGGGCUGGAACUAAACUCUGCAGAGCUGCGGCUCUCCACGAAGUUUCACACCCCUGAUUGUGUGUGUGAGAGUGUAUCUGAUGUGUUGUGGCAGCUGUGGCCUAAUUCUUAGAGAGUUGGACUUGUGAUGGGAAGGUUCCAGGAUCGAGUCCUGCAUCCGGCCAGGUCUGCGGUGUGAGUUCACCACCCUCAAUACCACCCCCCAACUGCUCCAAUGGCCGCCCACUGCUCUGGGUGGUGAUGGCGGCGGAUGAGUCUCCAGCGUCUCCGUCUGAGCUCUCCGAGUGUUUCUCAGCAGAGGAUUAUGCAGCGGAGUCUCUGGCUGCAGAUCUGGACCCCUGGAUCACCUUCGACGCUCGUAAGACGCCGCGUGCCGAGUUCAGCAGCUGGCUCCAGUCCCAUCGGCCCUCCAGCGUCAGUCGUUACGGGGACGGGGAGGCUGGUGCGGGGCCCGUGGGCUGGAUCGCAGUGCGGGGCCCGGACUACAGUGAGCAGAGCGGGGACGUGGAGGGCCUGCAGGACAGCUGGGAGACGCUCCUGACCAGCGGACGCUCUGUCUCCUUCCAGAACAUCCGCGAGCUGGCGCUCAACCACAGCGUGCUGGAUGGCAAGUGGCUCAUGCACCUCGACACCGGCUUCAAGGUGGACCGAGCCUGGGAGAGCAUUGCCCGAGCCACAGUGCUGGACGGGAAGAUCUGGUCCGCUAAGGUGAGCCCGCGGGACCCUCGCUCCAACUCCAGACAUGUCAUCUGCGUCUACAACCAGAACUUCACGGAUGAGGAGCAGGUGGUGCGUCUGGACUCUGCCAUACGGGCCGCCGGGGUCAAGUGUGUGCUCUACUACAAGCCCGACGUCUACACAUAUCUGGGCAUCUACAGGAACAACCGCUGGAAGAUCUGCCCCACCAUCUACGAGAGCAUGUUUGACCUGGAGAGUGUCCCGCGCAGAUCACACAUCCUCAACAAGGUCACCAACCUGGAGCUCAGCUAGCUCUGCAGCGUUGUGGGAGCAUUGCAGGAGCAUUUCAGGAACAUUUAAGGAGCAUUGCUGGAACGUUUCUGGAGUGUUUGCUGAAGCAUUUUAGGAAUAUUUCUGGAGCGUUUCUGGAACAGUUUAGAAGCAUUUCUGGAAUGUUGCUGGAACAUUUCUGGAGCGUUUCAGGAAUGGUUCUGGAAUGUUGCGGAGCAUUUCAGGAAUGUUACGGGAGCUUUUCUGGAACAUUUUAGUAACGUAGCUGGAAUGUUACUAAAACUUUUCUGGAGUGUUUGCUGGAGCAUUGCUGGAAUGUUGCUGAAACGUUUCUGGAGGGUUUCAAGAACAUUUCUGGAGCGUUUCUGGAACAUUAGAACUGUUGCUGAAAUGUUAUUGGAGUUUUUGCUGGAGCGUUUCCGGAAUGUUUUGGAACGUUUUAGAAGCGGUGCUGGAAUGUUGCUAAAAUGUUUUUGGAGCAUUUCAGAAAUGUUGUUGAAACGUUUCAGGAAUGUUUCUGGAACAUUUUAGAAGCGUUGCUGGAAGUUGCUAAAACGUUUUUGGAGCAUUUCAGGAAUGUUUCUGGAGCAUUUCUGGAACAUAUUAGAAGCAUUGCUGGAAUGUUGCUGAAAUGUUUCUGGAGCGUUUCAAGAAUGUUUCUGGAGCGUUUCUGUAAAAUAGAAGCGUUGCCGGAAUGUUGCUGAAAUGUUUCUAGAGUUUUUGCUGGAGUGUUUCAGGAUGUUGUUGAAAUGUAAUGUUGCUGGAGCUUUGCAGGAGGGUUUCUGGAACAUUUUGAAGCGUUGAUGGAGCAUUGUUGGAGAGUUGCAGCAGCGAUUCUGGAGCAUUGCAGGAGUGUUGAAGGAAUAAUGCAGGAGCGUUGAUCAAGCGUUGACGGAGCAUUGCUGGAGCGUUCUCUUCUUUCUGUUGUGAUGCAAUACUCUGCAUGCAGACUUAUGUACAUGUAAAUACGCAGCCCGAGCGUUGAAGGGCUUUGACAGAUUUUUUUCUCAUGUUUGUUGGAAUUCUUUUAAAACCUUUUUUAUAUUUAAAGCAUACUUUUGUUCAAUGGUUCAUUUUGCCAAAUAAAUAAAUA